Habropoda laboriosa is the source of this 540-nucleotide messenger RNA. RefSeq names its product storkhead-box protein 1-like. Gene Ontology annotation, molecular function: RNA polymerase II transcription regulatory region sequence-specific DNA binding; DNA-binding transcription activator activity, RNA polymerase II-specific. The transcript has 3 exons. The annotation marks the transcript as partial. Gene Ontology annotation, biological process: positive regulation of transcription by RNA polymerase II. Gene Ontology annotation, cellular component: nucleus; cytoplasm. The record is from RefSeq and is a predicted model, not a curated record. NCBI's taxonomy places the organism in Eukaryota, Metazoa, Arthropoda, Insecta, Hymenoptera, Apidae.
CCUUGGAUCGCCGGGACCACGUCUGGUAUCGAACGCUGCUCCUCCAACGUUGGAUCGAACUGGCAGCAGCGUGCAUCAGUGGCGAGAACUCGUGAUGCCACCGCCGCCGAGUGUCUGGAAUCGUUAGCAGCGGGCCUCGAAAAAUGGCCUCGAUCUUGGGAGACGGGACGGGCCCCGGAGGCUCGGGACCCUCCCGAUGCCUCUUGCUUCUACAAAGGUCCCUGGCGAUUCAGCUGACCAGGGGUCCGCCUCCUCAGGUUCUGAACGCCAGCCAACGGGAGAGUCCCAAGGAGCAUCCAGCUGAUGAGAUGUGGAUGUACGAUAAAGGUUACAAUUUGUUUCAGAGCUUCUUGGAGGCAAACUCCAAAUGCUGGUGGAACGCGGCCCUGGUGGACGCAACCCGACAACUCAGGUACAAGGGUCACGUGUCACCUGGUGUGCUAAUGGUCGGUGGACCACCCUGUGCCCUCGAGGUCUUGAGGGCAGCCUGGUCUCGAAAUGUCCUACGACCGCCUGCCGAUCAUGCGAUCACUUGUCUCG